This is a messenger RNA of Thermothelomyces thermophilus ATCC 42464, 957 nucleotides long. RefSeq lists its product as uncharacterized. Gene Ontology annotation, cellular component: box H/ACA snoRNP complex. Gene Ontology annotation, biological process: snoRNA guided rRNA pseudouridine synthesis; ribosome biogenesis. The transcript is spliced from 3 exons. Bases 73 to 672 code for a protein of 199 amino acids. Gene Ontology annotation, molecular function: box H/ACA snoRNA binding. NCBI's taxonomy places the organism in Eukaryota, Fungi, Ascomycota, Sordariomycetes, Sordariales, Chaetomiaceae. The record is from RefSeq and is a predicted model, not a curated record.
CGACACGAGCGACGCAACUAGCUCUCGAACCUCCGCCGUCAACACAACCUCCACGGCGGAAAUCCAAUCGAAAUGUCUUCUAGAGGAGCGCCCCGGGGCCGCGGUGGCGGUGGUGGACGCGGAGGAGGGCGCGGCGGGUUUCAACAGCGUGACAUGGGACCUCCGGCUACGGUUCUAGAGAUGGGCAAGUUUAUCCAUGCCUGCGAGGGCGAGAUGGUUGUCGAGUCCACAAACCCAAAGAUCCCUCACUUCAAUGCGCCGAUCUACCUGGAAAACAAAACAGCAAUUGGCAAAGUCGACGAAGUUCUCGGCCCCAUAAACCAGGUCUACUUCACCAUCAAACCCUCAGAGGGCAUCCAAGCGACCUCAUUUAAGUACGGCGACAAGUUCUAUAUUGCUGGCGAGAAGCUCCUACCGCUCGAGCGGUUCCUUCCCAAGCCGAAGCCCCCUCCGGGCACUGUCACAAAGGUUAAGAAGCCCAGCCGUGGCGGCGCGGCCCGUGGUGGACGGGGAGGCUCCAGCGGUGGUUUCUCGCGCGGCGGAAGUAGGGGCGGCAGCAGAGGGGGCUUCGGAGGGUCACGAGGUGGGGGUGGCCGAGGGGGUGCGUCGAGGGGUGGCAGAGGUGGCUUCUCUCGAGGCGGUGGGCGAGGCGGUGGCCGGGGAAGGUCUUAAGGGAGCUAUAUGCAUCAUGUGUUUCCGGUGGCGAGGCUGGGUGGGGGCUAUGUAUCAUCAUUAUGCACCAUUGUGCCACCGGGCGAGGAUCAGCGUCCUCCUCAAGCGGUAUCAAGUCAGGCCGGGGAUGUCAUGGGGGCUUGGACUGGCUACAAAGGCGUUAUUGGAAGGGCUCUGGGUGUUCCGUUGUUGUAUUUAAUGUAAAAUCGGACCACAUCAUGGUUGUACAUAUCCAGGUGCAGCAGGAAGUCGAAUGUCGCUUGGGCACCGAAGUUGUUCAGUACU